CAGGGGAAUAAAUCAGGAAAGGAAGCGCGCGCGCGCACACAACACACACACACACACACACAGUGAGCUGAGAUCUGUUACAAAAGUAGCCCUGAUGGCGGCGGAUCAGAUGAGGCAGAAGCUGCUGCUGGAGUAGCAGAGCCUCUCCCUCUUCCUCCUCUUGAUUCCCCUUCCCCCUCUCCACCUACAGAUCUCUAUCGCUUUCCUCCUCCCAGCCACCCCUAAUGAGCCGCUGCCUGCCUCUGUGAGCUGCCUGUGGCUUCGCUUAGAAGAGGGAGGGAAGAGGGCAUUUUUCUUUUCUUACUGUUUUCCCCAUUCUACAAAAAACUUAAUUUAUCAUCACUAUCAUCAUUAUUAUCAUCAUUUUCUCCGGCACUUUGUGGGCAAGGGGCAUCGAUCUUCGAUCAGGAAGAUGGCUGCUGGCUGGUUGCUCUUCUUUAGCCUGACACUUUUCCAGUCCUUGGUGAUAAACCUCUCCGCAGAAGGGCCCUUCCCUUCUGCCACAACGAUAAAACUGUGGGUGGAUAAGAUGCAAGAAGAUCUAGUAAAGCUGGCAAGAACAGCGAGUGGGGUGGAUGAACUUGCUCAAAUAUAUAUGCGAAACAAAGAUUUAUAUACAGUAGAAGCCAACAAUGCACGGCAGCUGGUGGAAAGUGCAGCCCGGGACAUUGAAAAACUCCUGAGCAACAGAUCUACAGCCCUGAUACGCCUUGCUAAAGCAGCAGAGUUAUUUCAGAAAUCUCACCCAUGGCAGGAUGAAUUUGCGAUUAAUGAUAUUGUCUACUACAAUGCGAAAGAUGACCUAAAUGAUCCUGGGAGAAAUGAGAGUGAAACUGGCAGCCAGAGAAUCAAACCAGUGUUUGAAGAGGAUCCUAUUUUUCGCCGGCUAACAUCCUACCAACAUUCAGCAGUCCACAUACCAACUGAUAUAUAUGAAGGCUCUACAAUAGUACUGAAUGAGCUGAACUGGACCAGAGCCUUAGAUAAAGUCUUCAAAAUGAACAAAGAUGAAGAUUCAACCUUGCUCUGGCAAGUUUUUGGCAGCGCAACAGGCCUCGCCAGGUAUUACCCAGCAUCCCCAUGGGUAGACAAAAAUAGAACUCAGAACAAGAUUGAUCUGUAUGAUGUUCGUAGAAGACCAUGGUACAUCCAAGGAGCUGCAUCUCCCAAAGACAUGCUCAUUCUAGUUGACGCGAGCGGCAGUGUCAGUGGGUUGACACUGAAGUUAAUCCGAACAUCCGUCAUUGAGAUGUUAGAAACCUUGUCUGAUGAUGAUUUUGUAAAUGUAGUUUCAUUCAAUGACAACGCACAAAACGUCAGUUGCUUCAAUCAUCUUGUACAAGCAAACGUAAGAAACAAGAAGAAGCUGAAAGAAGCUGUCUAUAAAAUCAAUGCAAAAGGAAUCACUGAUUACAAAAAAGGCUUUAGUUAUGCCUUUGAACAGCUGCUAAACCACAGUCACAGUAUCUUCAGAGCUAACUGCAACAAGAUUAUAAUGUUGUUUACUGAUGGUGGUGAAGAAAGAGCACAGGAGAUUUUCACGAAAUACAAUAAGGAACGAAAAGUCCGUGUAUUUACAUUUUCAGUUGGUCAACAUAAUUAUGACAAAGGACCCAUACAGUGGAUGGCCUGUCAAAAUAAAGGUUACUAUUAUGAAAUUCCUUCCAUUGGUGCCAUAAGAAUUAAUACACAGGAAUACUUGGAUGUUUUAGGAAGACCAAUGGUUCUAGCUGGAGAACGAGCCAAAAAAGUCCAGUGGACCAAUGUUUACUUGGAUGCACUGGAACUUGGUUUGGUCAUUUCAGGAACGCUGCCUGUCUUCAACUUGACAAAAGACCAAAACAACAAGCAGAACCAGCUGAUACUUGGAGUAAUGGGAGUUGACGUGGCUCUAGAAGAAAUUAAAAAACUGACCCCACGGUUUACACUGUGUCCGAAUGGCUAUUACUUUGCAAUUGACCCCAAUGGUUAUGUACUACUUCAUCCAAAUCUUCAACCAAAGGAAUGGGACAUGGACUGCAAUACUGCUUCUGCCAUGGCAAUCCCUGCAUGCGUGUUGCCUGGGUUUGAUCCUUCUAAAACCAUUCAAUUGCAUAGUCUCAAAUCUCAGGAGCCGGUGACUCUGGAUUUUCUGGAUGCGGAGCUGGAAAAUGAUAUUAAAGUUGAGAUCCGGAAAAAAAUGAUAGAUGCAGAAAGUGGGGAUAGGACCUUUAGAACGCUGGUCAAGUCCCAAGAUGAGCGCUACAUUGACAAAGGAAACAGAACAUAUACGUGGACAGCUGUGAAUGGUACCGAUUACAGUUUGGCCUUGGUAUUGCCAUCCUACAGCUUUUACUAUAUUAAAGCCAACCUUAAUGAAGCACUAAUUCAGGCUAAAUUUACUGAAACACUGAAGCUAGACCGCUUUGAUGAAUUCGGCUACACGUUUUUAGCACCGAGGGACUACUGUAGUUCUGUAAAAAUAACAGAAAACAAUACUGAAUUUCUUCUAAAUUUCAAUGAAUUUAUUGAUCGAAAUACACCCCAAAGUCCUUUAUGUAAUGAUUUGGUCAUGAGAGCUCUGCUGGAUGCAGGAUUCACAAAUGAACUUGUUCAGAAUUACUGGAGUAAGCAGGACCCUGAGGGAAUUACAGCACGAUUUGUAGCUACCGAUGGUGGGAUUACUAGAGUAUAUCCAAAAAGUGCAGGCGAGUAUUGGACAGAAAAUCCUGAAACCUAUGAAGACAGUUUCUACAAACGGAGCUUAGAUAAUGAAAACUAUAUCUUCACAGCUCCAUUCUUCAACAGAAGUAGCGAUGAAGAUGGCAUUAUGGUAAGCAAGGCUGUGAAAAUAACCAUCAAUGGAAAACUUCUGAAGCCUGCAGUUGUUGGAGUAAAAAUCAAUGUAUCCAGCUGGAUGGAAAAUUUCACCAAAUCUUCAUCAAAGAUCAAGAGCCAGUGUGGAACUGAAUUAUGUGGAUGUGAAAAGAACAGCUUGCAUGUUGACUGUGUUAUCCUUGAUGAUGGAGGAUUUCUUUUAAUGUCUAAUCGUGAUGAGUAUAUACAAGAGAUUGGAAAAUUCUUCGGUGAGCUUGACCCAGGCCUUAUGAGAAAUCUCAUUAAUAUGUCAUUGUAUGCCUUUAAUAAGUCUUAUGACUAUCAAUCUGUGUGUGAUCCAGAAGAAGAACCAAAGCAAGGAGCUGGACUCCGCUCUGUAUAUGUGCCUACAAUAGCAGAUAUUUUACACCUAGGGUGGUGGGCCUCUGCAGCUGCUUGGUCUAUCUUGCAACAGCUGUUUUUGGGCCUGACAUUUCCACGUUUUCUUAGUGCAGCUGAAGUGGAGGAUGAAGACUUCAAUGGCAUCCUAUCAAAACAGAGCUGCAUUAAAGUACAAACCCAAUAUUUUUUUGAAAAUGAUGAGAAAUCAUUUAGUGGCAUCCUAGACUGUAUAAACUGUUCUAGACUUUUUCAUGCAGAGAAGAUUUCAAAUACAAAUUUAGUAUUCAUAAUCAGUGACACCAAGCAGAUGUGCUCCCACUGUGAUACAAAGCCACUGAUGCAAGCAGAAAAGCCUGAUGAAGGCCCUAACCCUUGUGAAAUGGUUCAGCAACCCAGAUACAGAAAAGGACCUGAAAACUGCUUUGAUGAUGAUGUUGCUGAUCAGCCUAUAUGCACAACGAGUCGUGCCUCUGCCAUGAUGUCAGCUCCUAUCUUCAUUUUUCUGCAAGUUUUCAUGUGGUGUGGAUGGAGGAUUCAACAGACUGUGGUGGGGUCUCUGGAUUGAGUCCAUCACUAUGGUCUAUGGUAGGAAUCCAGUUUAUCCUGCUCUGGCUGUUAUCUGGCAGCAGACAUUGCCAGUUAUGACCUUAUUCAAACCAAAACCUGCGUAACAAAUCAAGAUCCUGCCAAAAUAUUGACCCCUCACUUCACUUGGAAAAGGGGGUUAGUCUGCUGAAACCGCAGAUAAAUGGCAAUGUGCCCAUUACUUGAUAUCUUCUUUGGGAAGGACUCUGAAGGCACCACCGUGGCUGCAUGUUGGUGUGUCAGAUCUGUUGAUGUGUGUGAAUGCUGCAUCAUCUAGGCCAUUUGAACUGAAUUCUAUAUGUGCUUUAUUGAGGAAUUGCAGUUUUUUGUGCUUUUAAAGACUUAUAUGUAAAAAGGGCUCCCCUUUAAAAGGUUAUUACAGUACAUGGUUUCUAUUGAUUUAAUCUUAGCUCUGAGUUUUUUGCACUCUUUAUUCUUAAAAAUUAUGAAGAUGAGGGGAAAUCCUGUCAUUUCCUUCACUUUCUAUUAAGAAUACUGAUAUUUUAAUGUCAGCUUUCAACAUCAGUUGUGUCCAGAAUGCAAAAUUGAAAACUAUUUAAUCCAGAAUGGUUUCAUUGAAUGAAAAUACUGACUAGCCAGAGAUUCACCCUUAUAAUGCCUUAUGAUGAUCUUUUUUUCUGCCAAAAUUAAUCUAAAUGGGUGAUAAGCUAAGCUCCAGUAAGUUCAUGCAAUGAAUGCAGAAUUUAAAGCAGAUAAAAAUCAAACAACUUGUCUAAAUUGAACGGUUCUUUAUAGUUCCAUACUUCCACAGUAAGGUAGUUUUCAUCCCCAACUCUGUAUCCAUUCCCCAUUGCACAGUCAUUAAUGUCCUCCAUGUCCUGAUUUCUUUUCUUAACAGAGCAGUUACUUACUAACCAAGUCCUCCAAAAUGUUCAGACGCAAAGUUUGUGAAUAAAAAUGUCUUUGUGAAUAUUGAACGUUGGUUUUCAAGGGUAUUUUGCAUGAUGAUGAAGCUGCUGCUUUGCUGUUUCUUUUAGUUUGGUUUUUUGUUUUCUUUUGAUGCUAGUGUAUAGUUUGUGGAAAAGGUAACUGAGUGAUUAUUGUGUGAGAAACCAAAUAUUGCAAUGUGAUGCAACUUAAUCUUAAGUUAUAUAUUGUUAAACAGAUAUCUGAAUAUACUGUGCAAUGUAAAAGCUGAAAGGGGGUACGGUACAUUUAGUUGUCUGUGCAAAUGGGAAGAGGAAGCUUUUAUACAGGAAAAACAAACUUUCACCUAAAGUCAUGUGUACACAUAUUUAAUCUAAAUAAAAUUAAAGUACAGGCAUUUAUUUUUGAGGAGUAGCGCAGUUGUCAUAUCUGAUGGGCCUUUUUUGUUUGUUUCCCACUAAAUUUAGUACCUAUGUUUAUUCUGAACCAGCCAACAUUUCUGUGUUUACGGUAAAAAUAAAAUUAUAUAUAUAUAUAUAUAUAUAUAUAUAUAUAUAUAUAUAUAUAUAUAUAUCUCAAACUGGAAAAGCUGAAUUUCACUGGAAAAGUAGCAAAACCUAAACAAAUGGGGAGCCUUGAAUCUAUAUUAUGUACAGUGAUACUCAAUUGUGAAUAAUAAUAAAAAUCUGUUUUAUACUAACCUGGUGAUGAAUCAGAUCAGUGAAGUAAAUGAUGGUGUUAUAGUAUAGAAUAUUGUAGACACUGGAUAGAAUACUUCCACUUUCCCCUCAUAUUUUUCAGAACAAUCCAGUAUUGCAAGACAGCUAAACCAAUGAAUGUGCAACUUUGCUGAUAUUGUACAAUUCUGCUAAUAGCUGCAAUAUGCAAUUAUUUACUUUGUAUAAUAGAAUACUUUUUUAAAAAAAAAAUGUGGAUAUGUAUGUCUUGGAAAAUGACUCUUGUCUAAUUUUGAGUCCAAACAGUCAUGGGAGUUAUUUGGCAUACGAUGGUGGUGGUUUGGUUUUUUGUUUUUUUUUAAAUUGAAUUUGUCAGUUAGAUUUAAAGUUUAAAAUUCAAGUUCAAGCCCAGCAUUAGAUUAUUUUCUCCUUCAGCCUUACUUCUGCUUCACUGUUAAACUCAGAAAUGGUAGAAGAGAACAGCUUGAGCAAGGCUCUUUAAUUGAUUUUGGUUGUAAGUAAGAAAAUGAUUGUAAGAAAUUGCAAGGAAUUUGGAGGGAAAAUUUAAAUUUCAAAAUGGCAGAAGGAAAAAUAACUGAGCAAGUCCUGCUGCUUUUGCUACUGCAGUUUUAUUGCCUUGAGCCAAACCUAGGUAGAAUCAAGAUGAUCUCCUUAUCCCCUUUAUUAACAACAUAGCACUCUUGAGGUAGAGAAAUGUGUAUUUGUUUGCGUCUUAAUUUCAGUCCUUAGAAAGACUAGUGUCAGGUUAAGUGCUGUGUUUUAUUAUUUCUGCUUGUAGAGCAUACAGAGUGGAACUUGACUAUUAUCUGGAAAGUGUCAGGAGUAAGUUUGCAUUAUGGUUAGGUUUAACUCUGAUUUAACUUGACUGUAGCUGGGAAGGCUAGAGAUAUAACAAGUAGUAUUGGGAAGAGAAAUACCUUCAGUCUUUAUAAUACCUGGUAAGGCCACUUGUCCAUCUAGUUCAGAGUACUCGGUCUAAAAAGAAUGGCUAGGCACAGAUGCUAAAGGAAAAUGAGCCAGCAGGGCAUGAUGGAGACAUUGAUCUUUAAUCCCUACCAAUGUAAUGGUUGAAGACAUCUCUUGUAGUAUCUCUAGCAUCAGAAAAUCCCCUCAAAGAGACCACAAGGGGAAAUUCCUCUAUCUCAUUCAGUUGUAAUUUGUUAGGAUAAAUAUUAUUGAUGAGUCAAAUUGUUACUUGCCAAAGCUGUUGGUAACUUAUUGAAGGAUAUUCUACAAACAAGGGCACACAUGUUGGUGCAUUCAGAGAGAAGUCAGAAAGCUUUCAUCUCACUCUAAAUGGAUUCAUGAUAGGGAUGUGUACGGAACCAGCAGGGGCCGGUUUGACACUGGGGGGGGGUAACUUUAAGGGUGGGAGGAGGUGCACUUACACACACACACACACACACACACACACACACUGCAUUUCCCCCACCUGCACUCGGUUUCCUAAAAGUCAGUCAGGACGGCAACAUACUUCCUUGCCGCCCUGUUGCACCCUUUACUGGAAGUAACGGGACAUACUAGAUGCACUUGUGCGUGUCGGUUGUGCACGCACGAUGCAUGCAAGCGCAUUGAGGACUUCCAGUUACUUCCGGUAAAGGGGGCAGGGAGGUUCUCUGCCGCCCUGAUGGACUUUUAGGAAACUGAGCGCCAGUGGUGGAAAUGUAGGGUAUGUGUGUGACACUCCCCCACCCUUAAAGGCAGACACACACACACCCCCGGUGUCGAACCUUCGAACCCGGCAGUGUUUGAACCUGUUCAAAGGCUCAUAAAAGGGCCUCCAAACAGGUGUGUGCACAUCCCUACUUCAUAAUGGUGUCUGGCAAUAUAGUGUUGUGAUGUCAUUCCAUUGGCUAUGUGAUCCCCAGUUGGCUUGGAUCAUACAGCAAUUUAAAAAUCCCUGCUUUAAAAAUAAAAAGAUGGAGAAGCAGCUGCCAGUUGCAGACAGCCUUCUGGAAAAGGCAAAAUUGGGAUAUUGCUCAGAAAAGGGGAAGGAAUCAGGGGCAUUUCACAAACACCCAUACAAUUUUCACACCCCAAAGACCUAUAUACGAAUAUUUGAGGCAGCCCUCAUGAAUAUAGAUAGGAAGUUGCAAAGCAGCAGGUUACAGAGUGAAUAUAACUACUUGGUAAUCCAACCACAUCUAUCACCUUGCUAAAUAAUGAGACAAGUUUUAACAAAGGUUGCUUCCAUACUAGUUGCCCUCCUUCAUUCAUACACCUUUUGUAGAGAAUCCAGAUUCAAGCCCUAACAUUCCAGUAUUUUCUGUUAUCCUCCUCACAUCUUUUCUCAGACUUGGUGGAUUGUAUUUUUCAGUUUAAUCCAUUCAUAGUAUCAGCUUCUCAGGAGACUGGGACUGAGAAAGUGCAAGUGAAAAUAUUUUCAAGGCUACUCACUGGGCCUUUAAUUAAAAGCUUUCUCUUUUCUGCUUCUGUCUCUAAUUGCUUCCCAUUCAGUACUGCUAGGGAAUUAUUGAUGAAUUGCCUCUUAAUUAAUAAGUUCGUGUCUCAUGGAGGGGGGGUAGUAAUUACUGGUCUCUUUCUUUUUCUUUUUUAUUAAGAAAGAGUGCUAUUUUUUCAGUAAAAAAGAAAAGAAAAUAUAUAUAGGAAACCAGUAAUUAAAACUCUCCCUUCUGAUAUGGGGAGAAGCUUAUAAUUGAAACUGCAGGGAACUUUUGCUAUAUGGGACUUAUUUUUAUGCCAUGGGAUGGGCACUGCUGGAUAAUGUAGCACUAAAUUAACAAGGUGUUUUUCACACAGCAGGCUUUUCCUGCAGGUUUGCUGUGAGGCUUUACUGCGAGUUCGAAGUUGUCCAAAAAACCAAUGCAAAAGUGGAUAUAAAUCCCUCCAGCAAUAUCCCACACUUUAACACACAAUGAAAAACCUGAAUCGUGUGUGAAGUGCUCCCCAAUAACUUGCAGGGACUUUGGGGUAAAUCUGGCCGAUGUGUAAAUCUGGAUGAUCUGGCCAGAACGCACACCCUCUAUUCCAGAGGAGAUGCGAGCUAAAUGCCCUGUGUGAAAAAUGCCCUGCUGUUACUCCCCUGCAACUGGUAUUUAGCAGCAUCUUGCUUCUGAGGCUGGAGGUAGCCUAUAGCCCUCAGAUUAGUAGCCGAUGAUAGACCUGUCAUCCAUGAAAUUAUCUAAACCCCUCUUAAAGCCAUCCAGGCUGGUGGCUAUCACCACAUCCUGUGGCAGAGGAUUCCAUAGAUUAAUGCUGUGUGAAAAAAUACCUUCUUUUCCCAGUCCUAAAUUUCUGGGCCAACAGUUUCAUGGCAUGCCCUCCUUCCAGGAGGAUUUUCAGACAGCAGGCUUCACCGCAAGUUUACUACGAGGCUUUACUGCAAGUUCAAAGUUGCAAAAAAACACCACCACCAAACCCCGAUGCAAAAGUGGAUUUUUUUUUACCCUGGAUAUAAAUUGAGCUACUCUCUUAACAUGCAGUGAAAAACCCGAAUUGUGUGUGAAGUGCUCCCCGAUAACUUGUAGGGAAUUCAGGGUAAAUCUGGCGGAUAUGUGAACACACACCCUCUAUUCCGGAGGAGAUGCAAGCUAAAAGUCCUGUGUGAAAAAUGCCCUGCUGUAUGGAACCAACAAGUUAAUGUGGAAGCAGCCAUUGAUAAGUUACUUUUAGAAACAGGAGUGAUAAAACUAUUUUUACCCUUCCAUCAGAUGAUACCGAGAAUUGGUUUACCAACUGCUUAUAUAUCCCUUGCUGACUCCUCUCUCACUCUCUGAGACAUAUCUGAGGAACUCGAAUCAUAUGGAAGUUCCAGGGGUGGCCCAUGACAUGUUGCUGCCUGAGAGGCAAUAUGAUGCCCCCCAUCUUCAGGCAGGUGUUCCUGUGGUGCAGGGGGGGAGUACUUGCCCUUUUCUGUGCCCCUCCUCACCCCCACCAUCUCACUGCCUCAUGGAUGAGCCAUCCCUGGGGAGUUCCUUAUACUUUUGCACAGAUGCAGAUAUGUGCACAGUUUGGUCAGGAUCUAGUUCUUGAUUUACACCAAGACCUUGUCUAAUUAAAUAUUUCAUCCUGGAGAAUGUAUAUUAUGACUUGGAGGCAAAUCAUUCUUUUAAGUCCACUAAGUCAGGGGUAGGCAGCAUAAGGCCCCAACCCAUAUUUGGCUUUUCCACCUGGCAGCCUGGCACUGCCAUCAUGUGGCAACGUGCCCAAAGGCCUGUCAUUUCAGAAGGGAAAGGAAGGAGAAACUUUCCCAAGGGGAAAGCUUUAUUUGGAUGGUUAAGGACUGUGCACUUUAUAACUCUUGUUUCAGUUUGUACCAGUUUGGACAAUACAGGUUGUUUUACAGUAACAGGAGGUGGCAGUCCAAAUCUUAAAAUUCAACCCCACAGAUUGGCUGGUGAUUUGCAGAGAGCUUUUUUUCUGAUUGUAUGCUAAUAGUAUCCAGUUGUUUAAUGUUUAAACAAUGCACUGUGUAUAUAUAUAGAUAGAUAAAUAUAUAUUGGGGGUAGGGGAAAGAAUUUACCAUGACAUUGCAAAUGUCACUCACCUUAUGAAUCCUGAAGGUAUAGUGCUUAGAAACAACUUAUAUGAAAAGAUGAGCUAUCUUAUUUAACAACACUUGGCUUUAAAAUUCAAUGUUCCUAGUCAUAAUUGGCUUGAGAAGUACACGUUAUAAUACAUUGGGUUUUUUUGGGGUUUUUUAAAGUCAUACAUUUAGCAUAUAUAUCAAACUAUUUUCUAAGCGUUCUAGCUAUACCAAGGGAUAUUGAGAAGCUCUCACUUCUCGACAAUAGCCACGAAGCCCCACUGUAUUAUCUUAAAACCAAUGAUUCAAAUCAUUUUAGUUGGGUUCUUGUUUUGUUAUUUAUUUAUUUAUUUAUUUAUUUGCUUAUUUAAAAAACAGCUGGCAGAUUGAAUGGUUUAGCUCUUUUUUCUCUCUCUCCAUGGGAACAACCAGCAUUACUGCCAAAACGCUGAGUGUGAUCCAUAUUUGUACCAGGUUUUUAACAUGACAUAUAUUUCACAAGUUUGACUGAGGAGAUUUUUAGGUCUUGAACCUUUAAGGACUUGUAUGAUCUCUUAUGAAUUUCUAAUGCUUGAAGCUUUGUUGCUUAAACUUGAUAAGAAAAACAGUGUUGCUGCCAUUUGUAAGUUUUCGUAUACUAUUGCUUUUACUGACUUUAAGCACUGGCCUUACUGGGUUCAAAUAGGCAGUAUCCCUUUUUUAAGUGACCUUUGCUACCCAAGUGUUACUUGCUGUUUUACACUUUUCAGUAUCUUUCAAAGGACAUGGAGAUGUUUUGUUCCCUUCUGCACAGAAACUUUGAAUUCUUAGGUCCUAUUCAAAUGUUACUGCUGUGUUGUGAUUGCUGCUUCCCUGGAGACAACUUCUGUAUGUGGGUCUAUCCCAUAGCAGCAUUGCCCUACCACUGGAGUUGUAAUCAUAAUGUUGGGAGUAACAACAUAAUUGAGCCAACUCUUCUAAUAUGGACUUCAGACAUUAUUACCGAUGCAACAUGGGAAUGGUACUCACAUUGCAAAGGUAACACUUGAACUGAAUCUAGGUCACUUAUAUAGGUGAAUAAUGAAUCAGUUCUGAUGGUCCCUCAACAUCACCCUCAUCUGAUAGUUGCAAAUUAUUAUAAGAUCACUCUCCAGAGGUCCACUAGGUUAUUGGGAAUAUCUCCAGAAAAGAGAAACUUCUCAAUCCCAUUCAAAGUUUGGUCUGUGUUACAGGACUGAGAAUCACGGCAAAUUUCUAGGUUUCUGGUUUCUUUUUCAUACAAUAAUGUUAAUAUUGUUAAUAUUCACUGUAGACUAUUGUAAAAAGGGUUCAAAAAAAGUGUCCAGAGUUUCAGAAGUUGGCUGUAGACUCUUUUCAGCAACUUGUGUCAUCUGUUGCUGUAUCUGUUCUAUAAAACUGAAGCUUGCAUUUUGGAGAAAUAAUUUUGCUGGGGAUAAAGUAAUACUACCUUGUUCAAAUGCUAACUGACUAGCAAUUUAGAUCUGGCAAAACCUAGCCAAUCUUCCUGUGUUUUAGGGGAUGUCUCAGUCAUGCUUUGGGAGAUAUUACUGAGACAUUCAGUGCAAAAAGAGGGGGAGGGGAAAUGUUCUUUAUUGGCAAAUAGGUCUUUUCUCCCUUUUAUUGUGUUCUCUUGACACUUUUGUGAAUCUGACAUGCCUGAAAUAAGGAAUACAAGCAAAACAUUUUGUAAAAAUUUGUACAAUACUGUUAUAAAAAAGUUUAUAAUCCUAAAAAAUCUUGUGUUUAAUUAUUGUGGAAUAAACAGUAUAUUCAGAAUAAAAGUUUAUCAUUUCAAAUCAA
This is a messenger RNA of Hemicordylus capensis (graceful crag lizard), 11655 nucleotides long. It is a transcript of the gene CACNA2D1, whose product is annotated as calcium voltage-gated channel auxiliary subunit alpha2delta 1. The coding region runs from base 413 to 3763 and encodes 1116 amino acids. NCBI's taxonomy places the organism in Eukaryota, Metazoa, Chordata, Lepidosauria, Squamata, Cordylidae. The record is from RefSeq and is a predicted model, not a curated record. Gene Ontology annotation, cellular component: L-type voltage-gated calcium channel complex. The transcript is spliced from 40 exons. Gene Ontology annotation, molecular function: voltage-gated calcium channel activity.